Messenger RNA from Penicillium daleae, 1674 nucleotides. RefSeq lists its product as uncharacterized. Lineage: Eukaryota; Fungi; Ascomycota; Eurotiomycetes; Eurotiales; Aspergillaceae. Gene Ontology annotation, biological process: fermentation. Gene Ontology annotation, cellular component: membrane. The record is from RefSeq and is a predicted model, not a curated record. Bases 1 to 1674 code for a protein of 557 amino acids. The transcript has a single exon.
AUGAAUAGCAAACACCUCGGCCGAACGAGUGGAAUGUCGGCAAUCCUGCGAGUCAGCCCCAUGAAAGUAUCCUUGAAUGCCAAGCAGGUUCAGGAUUCUCUUCUGUUCCGCGAGAUUUGGCUUCCGUCAGAUGAUGACGAAUCUGACUCCGUAACUCCUCCCCCACAGCCAGAGCAGCCCGAGGCCCAAACCUACAUCGUGCAGCGAUACCAACAGGUGGCAUCCACAUCAGCAUUCCCUUGGAAUACCACAAUUGCCGUCGAAAAACUGGAGAUUACGCUUGACUUGGGAUCGACGCUAGGCAAAGCCCAAUUUGCAAUUGAUAAUGCUUGGGUAUCCUCAAACAAGACCUCGGAUCGUGAGCAAAGCAUGUGUAUCAACUUCGACUCCGUUGGCAUUGAGUGCAAGGGUCGCAUGGCCGGGAUCGUCGAGCUACGCUCCUUCAAGGUCCACACCUCCAUCAAAUGGCCCGAAGAGACUGCUGGGAACACGCCUCUUAUCCAGGCCUCGAUCGCUUUCCAUCAUCUGCAAGCCAAGGUAUCCUUUGACUACCAGCCUUUCUUGGUCGCCCAUGUGACCAAAUUCGAUUUCCUCAUGUACAAUGUGCGCGAGGCUCCAGGCAAAGGAGGCGAAAGACUGUUCAGUGUUCUGGAAGGUGAUGAGGUCCAGGUAUUCUGCACGUCUCUGACUGCGUCCCAGACGUUGGCGCUUUUCCAGGCCUGGCAACGUUUGGUGCAAGAUAAACAAUCGGCCUACGAGGCAUCUUUGCGAGAGGUGGAGCGGUAUCUUCGCCGCAAAUCCUCUGCGGUCCCUGGCCGGAUAGAGGCUCGCAGUAAGGAAUUGGCCCAGAAAGACGAGGAGGUGGAGCGCGCACCUGGCUCUCUUCACACCGGAGUGGUGGUCAAUAUCCGGCAUGUCGAUCUCGGAGCCUUCCCCAGCUCGUUCUUUGACAACCAGAUCUUCAAGGUCGAGGCGCACGAUGCACAGGCCCGAUUUACCGUGUCUCUUGAAUCCAACAAGAUUCACAGCGCACUCGGUCUCACGCUCGGCCAACUGCGCGUGGCUCUCUCUGGGAUCAACCGCCCAGCUUCUGCCAACCUGGACGAGCUGUCUGUCGACGCGAUCGCCCAACGUGCCGCUGGCUCCCGUGGUGGCACCAUUCUCAAGGUGCCCCGACUGGUGGCUGGUAUGGAAACCUGGCAGGUGCCUGGAACGCGACAGAUCGACUACAUAUUCCACAGCACGUUCGAAGGCAAAGUGGAUGUGGGCUGGAACUACUCGCGCAUCAGCUUCAUCCGUGACAUGUGGGAGUCGCAUUCACGGGCGUUGGCCUCCCGACUCGGCAAGCCUUUACCCCCGUCAGCCGUCCGAAUCACAGGGGGAACCGGGAACGGCGGCGGCCAGGGAGAAGGAGGGGGUGCGGGUGCCGAGCAGCAGGACAAGAUUACGGCCGUGGUCAAUGUGCCGCAAAGCAAGUACACCUACACGGCAUUGGAGCCGCCCGUGAUUGAAACGCCACAACUGCGGGACAUGGGCGAGGCAACACCGCCACUGGAAUGGAUAGGGUUGCAGCGUGAUAAGCUGCCUAAUGUCACACAUCAGAUCAUCAUUGUGACUCUGUUGGAGAUUGCCAAGGAGGUAGAGGAUGCGUAUGGAACGAUUUUGGGGACUUGA